Didymodactylos carnosus is the source of this 3405-nucleotide messenger RNA. The record is from the annotation of a GenBank genome assembly. Lineage: Eukaryota; Metazoa; Rotifera; Eurotatoria; Philodinida; Philodinidae.
AUGUCUUCGUCGAGUCAAUCAUCUAGUCUUGUUUCAUUGCAAUCAUCAACAACAACACCCUAUCUCAGAUUUUCUCAAUUAGAAAAAGAUACAGAUCUCGAUGAACGCAAACCAAAUUUUAAUCAUGAACUGGAACAGUUAUUAGCAUUUUGGUUAAAUGAAAAGAAGAAGAACGACAUUUUUGGAAGUUUUCGUACAGCUAAUUUACAUACAGAUUGUCUUGGUGAAGUCGACGUUAUAUCGGAUGCUGAGCAUAUCAAAAAAUUACUUAAAGUCCCAUUUAAUAAACAAAGUCAAAUUAGUAUGAUAGUACACAGAGCUGGUCGUACAAUUUUAAUCGAUGAAUUUGAUGUACAUUCACACUUAUUAAGAUUAGAAAAGAAUGAAUGGGCAUGGUUUCGGGAUUUUUUUCUUGAUACAAUUCUUCGUAAUAUAACAGUAAAACAUUUUUAUAAGAAAAAUAAAUCAAGAAAUGAAUUAAUCAAUAAAGAUCGUUUUGUUAAAUUUCUUUGUCAAAGUGUUGAAGCACAAGAUGAGUCUAGUCUCUCGAAAUCUCAAUGUAUAAAUUCAAUGUCUGAUGAAUCGAUUUCUCCACCACCUCACAACAUUAAUAAUCUUGUUAAAAAUAAUACCGACAGCAGUGAUAACAAUAAUAACAAGAGUUUAAAUGAUAAUGAUUUGAACGAUCCUCAACAAGCAGAUAAUACAAAUGAGACAAGUUUUAAUAAAGCAUUACAUCGUCAUGUACUAUGGACAUUUGAAAAUAUUAAAAUGUUGAUUGGUUCAGAUUUACCCAUAUUUGGAGAUGAACAACAUCCAGCAGUCAGCUUACGAUUGAGAGACAUGCACAAACCAAUUAAUGUUUUAACUGGAAUCGAUUAUUGGUUAGAUAAUUUGAUGUGUAAUGUCCCUGAAUUAGCUAUGUGUUAUCAUUUGGAUGGUAUAGUACAAUCUUAUGAAUUAAUCAAAACCGAAGAUAUCCCAUAUCGUGAAGGGUCAAAUUUUCCACCUACUGUAAUUAGAGAUUUGGCAACAAAUUUAUUAUCAUUCUUGAAAUCGAACGCGACGAAAGAAGGUCAUACCUAUUGGUUAUUCAAAGGUCCGGAUGAUGAUAUUGUUAAAUUAUAUGAUUUAACGAGUUUGUGUGAAACCAAUCGCGAUGAUAAUCCCUAUACAUUACCUGUCGCAUUAUUAUUAUACAAAAUGGCAAGUAAUAUGGUAACAAGAAGUGAUCAUGACACUCGUUCAAAAGAAUCUGGUACAAUUCGUACAUUAUUAAAACAUUGUUUAAACAUGUUAGAUCCAAAUAAAUUUCCGGAAUACUACUGUGCAGCUGCGUAUAUGAUGAGUGAUCUUUACAUUGAUGAUAAUGUUAGUGAACAAUCUUGGACGAGUGACGGCUCAGAAGUAAUGGAUCCUGACUCAUUAAAUGACGAUUUAUUAUUUGAAAAUGAAAAAGAAUUUCGUCCGUAUACAACUGUCGAUAUUAAUACAUUAGUUCAACCACAACAACAUCGUUUCAAAAAUAUACCAGAUAUGGCACGUUUAGGCAACAUUCAUGGAACAUUGAAUGCACGAGCAUCACAAGCUUUAAAAUAUUUAGUAGAGGCAUUGCGUGGUAAUGCUAUACAUCGUCAUUCACAAGCAAAUAAUGAUAUGAAUUCUCAAAGUGAACAAGAUCAAUGUCAACAAAAAUCAAAAUUAGUUGUACCAUUACAAUAUAAACCUACAAGAACAUCAUCAAAAAUACUAAUUGAUAAUAAAAAUCGUUUAACAGAUGAUACACGUUUAAAAGCACUUAUAUUGCAUAAAGCGGCAGCAGCAUAUUUUUGUUUAGCUGAUGGAAAUGAAAAACUCAAACACUAUGGAUUGUGUUUACGUUCUCUUCGAUUAGCAUUAAAAUGUCAUAGUGCAAAAAUAAAACUUCAAAUAUCCGAUACAGAAGCUAAAAAAUUGUUAUCCUACAUUAUGAGUAUUGCCGGUGAUUGUCGUCGAAUGAUUGCUCAUACAACAUCAUCAGAAGAGAUAGAUAAAUAUCGUGAACAGUAUAAUUUAGAUAAUGAAAUUGACAAAGAAUUUGAAAAAGUCACCAGUGAAAUAACCGGAGAACAAACUGAAUUCAGUUGGGUAUCUGAAUUAACACCAAUGAUAGAUCGAAAUCUCUUUGCAGCCGUUCAUUCAUAUGAAUAUGCAAUUAAUUUAGUUAAAAAUCUUGGUGAUAACGAGAGAAAACGUUUAAAUUUAUUAACAAAACGAUUUGGCAAUGUUAGAAAUGAAAUGGGCUGUUUUUACAUGAAUAAAUGUGAACAAGCGGUGAAGAGUAUUGAUCAAGAAACAAGUAAAGAAGUAAAGGAACUAUUUCGAAAAAGUUUCGAAAGUUUUGAUAGUGGUAUACAAGCAUUUGAAUCAAUUAAUGAUGUUUUAAAUAUAGCAUUGUUGUAUAAUAAUCUUGGACGUUUAAUGAGAUUGUAUGCACAAUUUUAUGCACCAAUUGUCAAUGGUACAAGAGGAGAAUUUUCACAACAAGAACGACAAUAUUAUAAUAAAGCAUUCGAUUACUAUCUGAAAGGAUUGAAAUUAGUUGAAAAUCGUGGUGAUUUACAUAAAACAUUAUCAUGGGAAUUAAGUGGGGCUUAUUAUACAUAUGCUACUAUGUUACAGGAUUAUGCUCCAUUGAGUACACAUCCACAAGAAGAUAUCGAAAAAGAAGUAAUUGAUUCUAUGACAAAAUCAUUAAAAUAUUUAGAAAUUGAAACAUUAUCAUCAUCCUCUGAUCGUAAUUCAUUAGCAACAUAUCGUGCAGCAACAAUUCAUCAUCGUCUAGCAUCACUUUUACAUAAUGCUUUACGACAUCAAGAUAGUAAGAUCAAACGAAAACAUUUACGUUCAUUAGCAUCAUUACAUUAUCAAAAAGCAUUGAAAUUAUUCUCCGUUCAAGAAAAUCCGCUGGAAUAUUUACGUGUACUACUUGAAGAAGUGGCACUUGCAGAUUAUGAAUUGCAAAAUGCUACUGAGAAUCCAUCUCGUUUCAAAUAUGCGCAACAAGGUUUAAAAGCAGCAUUUCAAUGUCAAGAAUGUAUUGAAAUAAUUGAACAUAAUCGUUCAAGUGAAGAUUCAGAUGAUUAUACGGAAAAAUUUUCACAAGAAGCCUAUCGUUUAUUAACUAUACUAAAUGGACGAAUACAAAGUUUUUUGAAAGAAAUUGUUAAAAUUUCAAAAACAACAACCGUAAAGAAAAAAUCAAAUGAAAAUGAGAAUACAACCGUUUUUGAAGAUUAUAAAGAAAUGUACAAUAUAGCAUUAAGAUUAAACGAAAAAUCGACUACAUUUCCACGUGAUUUACUACAAGCAUUUGAACGAAUGAAAAAGAUCUAUGAUAAACACAGUGUAACAAUAAAUGACUGA